AUGUUAGAUUUUGCGUCAGCAUUACUUCUUUAUCCGAUAAAGAAGAAAGCUCGGGCAACGGAGUAAACAAUUGAAGGGUAGGACAGUCAUCUCUCUUGCAAUAAUUUAGAACCCUAAGAAGGGUUUAGGGUUUACCUAGUGACUUGCAGAUUUUUAAUGCUUUCUGAGUUUUUUCCGAUUGCCGAAGAAAUUCAAAGGUCCAAAGUGGUUUGAUCUUUUCUUUUGGGUUUCUGUUCGUGUUUUUGCUCAUCUUUUGCAAUGGAGAACACAAAAAAUGACAAAAAGCCCAAAGCUCCACCUCCUGUGAAACAAGAAAGAAUCGAAAAAGCCGUAGAUGCUCUGAUGAAAUGGGUAAAGUCUCAGCCCAAAUAUCAGAAACCCCAGCUUCUAGAACACGACGAGUUUUUGUACAUGAUCGUGACUUUGAAAAAAAUUCCAGCCAAAGAAAGAACAAACCCUUAUAAGAUUCGGAUGCCCAAUCCCUUGUUUUCACUGGAUGGAAGCCAAGAGAUUUGUUUGAUAAUAAAUGAUGGUGAAAAGCGGACGUCUCGGGUUUCUUCUGAAUUUGCCAAGGCGAAGAUUAAAGAGGAAAGCUUGCCCAUUUCAAAGGUAUUGAAGUAUUCAAAGCUUAAGACUGAUUAUAAGCCCUUUGAGGCCAAGAGGAAGCUUUGUGGGUCUUAUGAUAUGUUCAUGGCUGAUCGAUCCGUGAUUCCAUUAUUGCCUAGGCAUUUAGGGAAGACCUUUUUUAAGAAGAAGAAGCAUCCCAUUCCUGUGGAUUUGAGCCACAAGCAGUGGAGGAGGCAGAUUGAGCUAGCUUGCAGCUGUGCUUUAGUUUACCUUCGAGGGGGUACAUGUUGUGUGGUGAAGGUGGGGAAGGUUUCUCAAGAAAGGGAUGAAAUCGUGCAGAAUGUUAGUGCUGUGAUCGAUGGGCUUGCGGAGGUGAUACCGAAGAAGUGGAAGAAUGUUAGGUCUUUGCAUUUGAAGAUGUUGGAGUCUGUGGCUUUGCCAAUUUAUCAAGUUGUUCCGGAGAGGCCAUUCAAGAUUGAGGGUGUGGGAAGUGGGGCAGGAUUGCAGGUUUCGGUAGAGGAAUCCGAGAAAGAAGUACAUGCUAGGGAUUCUGAGGAAGGAGAGAAGAAGGCGUUCAAGAAGGGGCGGAUCCAUAAUGUGCGGUACAUGGACCAUAUGUUGGGGGACAUGUCAGAUGAUCUUUUGGGUAACAAGGAUCAGAACGAGGGUCUAUUAGGUGAUGAUAAUCAAUACGAUAGUUUUCUGGGUUAUGAGGAGCAGAAUGAUGGUCUUUUGGAUGAUGAGGACCAGAAAGAGGUUGAUUUACCGCUCUCCUCCGAGGUGGGCGAAAGUAAGGUUUUUUCAGGUGAUGAUGAAUGUGACGGUAGGAUUCCAAAGUCUACAGAGAAGAACGGAUCUGGGAAAAAGAUAGCAGGUGCCAGAAGGAGGAAGGAUUCGAUUAUGGAGGGCAAUUCAGGCUCUUUGAAUGAUGGAGAUGUCAUUGAUUCAAUGCAACCCAGUUUUUCUACCCCAGCUUCAGGGCACAGAAAGAAAAGCAAAUCUAUUGAUAGUGGAAAAGCCUCAGCCAAGAAAGGAAAGACUAAAAAUGUUGAAGAUGGGACAGUCAUGAAUAGUGUCAAGGGCUCGGCAAAAAUAGUGAAAAACAAACAUUUUGAAGAUGGAACAGUUACUGAUGUCAAGUCCUCGGCGAAAAAAUUGAAGAUUAAAAUUUUUGAAGAUGAGGCGGUUACUGACAGUGUCAAUGCCUCGGGAAAGAAAGGAAAGACUAAACUUUUGAGAGGAAAAGCUAUUGCAGCUUGAUAGGAGUGCAGUUUCAAGGAGAGAGGAGUUUGUCGCUAGAUCACAGAUGGGCUCGUAAGAGAGAUUAAUGAUACGUGUUAAAUUAAAAGGACAGUGGAGUUAGAUUCAAAAUUCUUAAGGUGACAUAACAUUAAUGAUUAAACUGCAUAGCAAAUCGGCUAAAAGUACCCUUAAAUUCAAAGUAGUGAGGUAAAUAUUGGUGAAAGCUCGUUCUUACUUUUGUUGUCAAGUGUUGCAUGCAGAUGAGAAUUUGUAACAUAUUUUUUAUAUACAGAUUAUGAAUAUGUGAAUGACAAAUAUGAAAUGUUUUAGGGGCAUUUUUUGAG
Molecule: messenger RNA, 2153 nt
Organism: Cryptomeria japonica (Japanese cedar)
Lineage: Eukaryota; Viridiplantae; Streptophyta; Pinopsida; Cupressales; Cupressaceae
Exons: 2
Coding region: 259-1827 (522 amino acids)
Cellular component (GO): 90S preribosome
Source: RefSeq, a predicted model, not a curated record